Messenger RNA from Oryzias latipes (Japanese medaka), 2149 nucleotides. RefSeq names its product protein regulator of cytokinesis 1b (gene prc1b). Gene Ontology annotation, biological process: microtubule cytoskeleton organization; mitotic spindle midzone assembly. Lineage: Eukaryota; Metazoa; Chordata; Actinopteri; Beloniformes; Adrianichthyidae. Gene Ontology annotation, cellular component: spindle; cytoplasm; mitotic spindle midzone. Gene Ontology annotation, molecular function: microtubule binding. The record is from RefSeq and is a predicted model, not a curated record.
UGGCGGCUCACACCGGUGAAUCUGUUGAUGGACAUUCACUGAACGAACCAAUCAGAAGGCAGAACGCCACCGCGUGCGUAAUUUGAACUGCGGGGAUUUGAUCAGAGCGAACCGAGACCCGAACGGAGAGGACGGUUUCACGGAGGGUCUACGCGGAGCGACAUGAGGAGAAGUGAGCUGCUGGCCGCCGAAGCUGAGGCCUGCCUGAACACGGCACUGAGCCGCCUGAAGGACAUCUGGGAGGAAAUCGGCAUUCCGGAGGAGCAACGGCUCCAACGGACCUCCAUGGUCAAGAACCACAUAAAGAACCUGCUGGAGAUGAUGAUCGAGGAAGAGGAGGCUCUGAGGAAGAGGCUCAUGCACAGUAUUCACAAAUGCAGAGCAGAGAUGCAGCGGCUCUGCCUGGAGCUGCAGCUGCCUGUUUUUCAGGAGGAAGAAAGCCUCAGCAUCCUCCAGCAGGAAAAGAACAUCCGCAUCGAGGUGGAAGCCCUGAUGAAGGAGAGGGGUCAACGGAUGCAACAGCUCCAGGAUCUGCUGGACCAGGAACAGGACUUAUGCCAUACUCUAGACUGCAAACCCUUUGGCCUUACUGCAGAUGCCGUUCCCUCACAGGAGCAGUUGCAGAGCUUUAAACACUACAUCAGCCACCAAAAUGCAGAAAAGGCCCAACGCCAUGCCGAGUUCAGAGAGCUGAAGAAGAGAGUCAUCCUGUGUAUGGAGGAGCUGGACCACAUCCCAGAGUCCAGCUUUGAGAAGGACGUGGUCUAUGAAGACCAGGACUCCUUCUGCCUGUCCAAAGACAACGCCGCAUCCCUGAGGCUGCUGCUCCACCAGCUGGAGGAGCGCAGGGGGGAGCAGGAGGGGAGGUGCCAGGCUCACAGGGCGAAGAUCGGGCAGCUGUGGGAGCUCCUGCAGGUUUCUACGGGGGACCGCGAGGCCCUCAGCGAGCACAUGGUCGCGUCCAGGAGGAGAAACCUGGAGGCACUACAAGCAGAAGAGCACCGUCUGGAGGAACUCAAGCUGCUCAACAUCCGCGGCGUCACCGACGCUCUCCGCUCCCAGAUCCUGGCGCUCUGGGAGAAGUGCUUCUACAGCAGCGAGCAGCGACAGGACUUCCCAGCCUUCUUCAGGGUGGACUUUGACGAGGACCUGCUUGCUCUGCAUGAGGCUGAACUGCACCGCCUGAAGCUGCACUACGAGAAACACCAGGAGCUUUACAGCGGAGUCCACAGGUGGAGGGAAAGCUGGAGGCUUUUGCAGGAGCUGGAGAAAAAAGCUGCAGAUCCGUCAAGGUUCACCAACAGAGGAGGAAACCUGCUGAAGGAGGAGAAACUACGCCGUGAGCUGCAGAAGAAUCUGCCAAAGCUGGAGAAGAAGCUGAAGGUCCAGAUCCAGUCCUGGGAGAGCGAGCAGCACUGCAGCUUCCUGGUCAAUGGACAGAAGUUCAUGCAGUUUGUGGAGGAGCAGUGGGAGCUGCACCGCGCCCAGAAGGAGAAGGAGAGACUGGAGCGGCUCUGGAAGAAGAGCCAGCAGCUGGAGGAGGACAUGCGCUACGGCACUACAGUACAAUCUCCAAUCCAACACAGGUUCCUUGGCCAGACUACCCCCAAAAAAGCUAAACAAAUGUUCAAUGCCACCUCCAGCACUUCCUGUGGCAGCAGCCAGCGCCUCCUCUACAGUGGGUGUCGCUCUCCUGGGCCCAUCCCCACUCUCUCAGCUACAAAGGCUCCCACGGUGCAGACCCUAGGUGGAUUUAAGCCCCCACACCCAGGAUUUGGUGGAUACAACAAGGAGAACAAAGGCCAGCCUAAUGGGACUCCCCCCUGCACGCAGCGUAACGUCAGCAUGGCUUCUAUUGCCAGCACAUAUUCCGAGUUUGUGAAGGACUUGAAGAGCACCGAGCCACUAAAGUCCAGCGAGACCUGUCCAUGGCUUCCAACUCCAAGAUCCAGCACAGAGUCCUGAACGCUACAGCUACCAACCUCUAGCUGCCUUCUGAGUCUGCUCUCUGCUGCCACCUGCUGGAAGUGGUCACUCAGGCUUUGAAGGAAACAUUAGUUGACUGACAACAGUUUGUCUUUGGUUCCUGCAGUUGCUUUGUACAGGGAAUUUCCACGUUGUGAAUGAAGAUGACGCUAUUCGCCUUUUC